GGCUAGAGCGUCGCCUCCGCAGAGAAGCGCGUGUGACCUUCCCGCCUGCGGAGCGAUGCUGCCGGCGGCCACUCGCCGCCUGUGGGGGCCGGGCCUCGGGCUUCGGGGCGCUGCGCUCGGCCUCGCCAGGGCUAGGCAACAGGUACCUGGUGUCUGUGCCGUGCGGCAGAUGAGGAGCAGCAGCCACCGAAGGAGUGAGGCACUGACCAGUGCACCCCUGGACAAUGCCCAGAAGGAGUAUCCCCCCAAGAUCCAGCAGCUGGUCCAAGACAUUGCCAGCCUCACACUUCUAGAAAUCUCAGACCUCAACGAGCUCCUGAAGAAAACAUUGAAGAUCCAGGAUGUUGGUCUCAUGCCCAUGGGUGGCAUGAUGCCCAGUGCCGUCCCUGCUGCAGCAGCCCCCGAGGCUGCAGAGGAAGAAGCCAUCCCCAAACAGAAGGAACGGACACAUUUCACCGUCCGCCUGACAGAGGCAAAGCCAGUGGACAAAGUGAAACUGAUCAAAGAAAUCAAGAACUACAUCCAGGGCAUAAACCUUGUCCAGGCUAAGAAGCUGGUGGAGUCCCUGCCUCAGGAGAUAAAAGCAAAUGUCGCCAAAGCCGAAGCUGAGAAGAUAAAAGCAGCGCUGGAGGCGGUGGGCGGCACUGUGGUUCUGGAGUGACCCUCAACUCUCAGGACUUGUGACUAGGGGUCCCUGGGACCCGGGCAAAGGCCCACCCACCUGUGCUUCGCUCCCAGGAGCAGGAGUUACUGUCGCUAAUGAUGGAGUCCUCCUGGGAGAGGGAUAGGAUGGACCUACUGUGGCGGGGAAGGGGCUGCUGCUGCCUGUGCAGAGCACUCGAGAUUGCCUUGGAAACUUACCAGUGAACAUGCCCCUGGAGGCUACUGAGAAAAUACACUGUUCACGCUA
Jaculus jaculus (lesser Egyptian jerboa) is the source of this 910-nucleotide messenger RNA. RefSeq names its product mitochondrial ribosomal protein L12 (gene Mrpl12). The coding region runs from base 56 to 661 and encodes 201 amino acids. Gene Ontology annotation, cellular component: ribosome; mitochondrial large ribosomal subunit. Gene Ontology annotation, biological process: mitochondrial transcription; translation. The transcript has 5 exons. NCBI's taxonomy places the organism in Eukaryota, Metazoa, Chordata, Mammalia, Rodentia, Dipodidae. The record is from RefSeq and is a predicted model, not a curated record. Gene Ontology annotation, molecular function: structural constituent of ribosome.